AUGAUAUUCUCUCGCACUCUCUCUCUCUCUCUCUCUCUCUCUCUCUCUCUCUCUCUCUCUAUCUAUCUAUCUAUCUCCUUCUCUCUCUCCCUCUCUCUAUAUCUCUCUCUCCCUCCCUCUCUCUCUCUCUUUACAUAUAUAUAUAUAUAUACGCAUAGAGAAAAAGGAUUCCUACACACAUAUGUUCUCUCUCUCCCUCUCCCUCUCCCCUCUCUCUCUAUCUCUAUCUCUCUCCCUCUCUCUCUCCUCUCUAUAGCUUUCUCCCUCUCUCUUUACAUAUAUAUAUAUAUAUAUAUAUAUAUAUAUUUUUUAUACAUUAUCGUUGUGCUUUCAUUUCCAUUUUUUUCUGUUUUCUUUUCUUUUUCUUUUGUUUUCUUUUUUCUUUUCUUCUUAGUUUUUAUUUUCCUUCUGCUUUCUUACUUUUUUUUUAAUUCUUUUCUUUUUUUUUUCUUAGUUUUCUUUUACUUUCUUUUUCUUCUUUUUUUCUUUUACUUUCUUUUUCUUCUUUUUUUCUUUUACUUUCUUUUUCGUUUACUUUUUUCUUUUUUUUUCUUCUUUUUUCUUUUACUUUCUCGUUUUCUUUUUCCUCUUUUUCUUUUACUUUCUUUUUCGUUUUCUUCUUUUUCUUCUUUUUUCUUUUACUUUCUCGUUUUCUUUUUCCCUCUUUUUCUUUUACUUUCUUUUUCGUUUACUUUUUCUUUUUUUCUUUUUUUUUUCUUUUACUUUCUUUUUCGUUUACUUUUUUCUUUCUUUUUCUUCUUUUUUCUUUUACUUUCUUUUUCGUUUACUUUUUUUCUUUCUUUUCCUUCUUUUUUUCUUUUCAUUUUUCUUUUCUUUUUUUUUUUUACUUUUUUUCUUUUUUUCUUUUUUCUUUUCUUUCUUUUUCUUUUUACUUUUUUCUUUUUUUCUUUUCCUCUUUUUCUUUUAUUUCGUUUUUCUUUUUCUUUUACUUUCUUUUUCGUUUUACUUUUUUCUUUUCUUUUUUUCUUUUUUUUCUUUUUACUUUUUUUUUUUCUUUUCUUUUUCUUUCUUUUUCUUUUUUACUUUUCUUUUUUCUUUUCUUUUUUUUCUUCUUUUUUCUUUUACUUUCUUUUUCGUUUUCUUUAA
Messenger RNA from Acanthosepion pharaonis, 1107 nucleotides. NCBI's taxonomy places the organism in Eukaryota, Metazoa, Mollusca, Cephalopoda, Sepiida, Sepiidae. The record is from the annotation of a GenBank genome assembly.